This is a messenger RNA of Microthlaspi erraticum, 1305 nucleotides long. Lineage: Eukaryota; Viridiplantae; Streptophyta; Magnoliopsida; Brassicales; Brassicaceae. The record is from the annotation of a GenBank genome assembly.
AUGGAACAUUUUGGUCUCUUUCUUAGUUUGACUCUCUUGUUCCUUUCUCCGAUCUUAUCUCUGACCGAUGUGCCGGAACUUAGCCGCGAGCCAGCUCGUCCACUCGCCUUUGUUCCCCAUGACCGCUCCAAAUCGGAACCGCAACAGGUGCACGUAUCAUUGGCGGGUAAGGACCACAUGAGAGUAACGUACAUAACGGACGACAAGAAGGUGGAGUCGGUGGUGGAAUACGGUAAGCAACCGGGAAAAUACAACGGAAAAACCGUCGGAGAAUCUACUUCUUACAGAUACUUCUUCUACAACUCCGGAAAGAUCCAUCAUGUCAAGAUCGGACCUCUUCAACCCAACACCACUUACUACUACCGUUGCGGUGGCAACGGUCCUGAGUUUUCUUUCAAAACUCCUCCGUCAACUUAUCCGGUCGAGUUCGCCAUCGUAGGUGACCUAGGCCAAACCGGAUGGACAGAAGCAACAUUAUCUCAGAUAAAGAGCCAAGACUAUGACGUCUUUCUACUUCCAGGCGACCUCUCAUACGCGGACACUCACCAGCCACUUUGGGACUCAUUUGGCCGUCUGGUCGAGCCACUCGCGAGCCAGCGUCCUUGGAUGGUCACUCAGGGAAACCACGAGGUCGAAUUCUUUCCAAUCAUUGAACACACAACCUUCAAAUCGUACAAUGCCCGGUGGCGCAUGCCUUAUACGGAGAGCCUCUCUGAGUCUAAUCUUUACUACUCUUUUGACGUAGCCGGCGUCCACACGGUUAUGCUCGGUUCUUACACCGACUUUGACUCUGAUUCCGAUCAGUACCAGUGGCUUCAAGCCGAUCUAGCAAAGGUUGACCGGAAAACGACGCCGUGGGUGGUGGUGUUGCUGCACGCGCCGUGGUACAACACGAACGACGCGCAUGAAGGUGAAGGAGAGAGCAUGAGGAAAGCUAUGGAGUCUCUUCUCUUUAGUGCUCGUGUCGACGUCGUUUUUUCCGGCCAUGUUCAUGCCUACGAACGUUUCACACGUGUAUAUGACAACAAGGCCGACCCAUGUGGGCCUAUAUACAUAACAAUCGGUGAUGGAGGCAACCGAGAAGGGCUUGCCUUAUCGUUCAAGAAGCCACCAUCGCCUUUAUCUGUAUACCGUGAGUCGAGUUUUGGACACGGGAGAUUGAAGGUUAUAGAUGGGAAACGAGCUCACUGGUCGUGGCAUAGAAACAACGACUCGAACACACUUCUUGCGGAUGAACUCUGGCUCGACAGUCUUAGCACAUCAUCGUCAUGUUGGCCUUCUAAUGGUUCCACUGAUGAGCUCUAA